Molecule: messenger RNA, 11237 nt
Organism: Dromaius novaehollandiae (emu)
Lineage: Eukaryota; Metazoa; Chordata; Aves; Casuariiformes; Dromaiidae
Gene: FHOD3
Product: formin homology 2 domain containing 3
Exons: 28
Coding region: 461-5209 (1582 amino acids)
Biological process (GO): cardiac myofibril assembly; sarcomere organization; cortical actin cytoskeleton organization
Cellular component (GO): cytoskeleton; cytoplasm
Molecular function (GO): actin filament binding
Source: RefSeq, a predicted model, not a curated record
GCGCUCGCCGCCCUCUGCCGCCCGGCGCUGCCGGGCUGCCUGCGCCGGCCGCGGCAGUCCAGCUGCCCGCUCGGCGCGCUGCGGCCGGGCAUGGGGGUGCUGCAGCCGCCACCGCGCUCCGGCUCCGGCUCCGGCUCCGGCUCCGGCUCCGGCUCCGCGCCGCUCGCUCGCCGCUCGGCCUGAAGGGCACGCGGAUCCCGGCGGGAGGGGGCCAUGCGGCGCUGCCCCUCGGCGCGGCGGCGUUGAGCUCGCUCGCUGUGCUGUGCUGGGCGCGCUGCGUGCCGCAAGGCGGGGAGCCGGGCGGCUGCCAAGCGGCGCCGGGCGGGGGGAGCUGCGGCCUCUGGGGGAGGGCCGCCUCCCAGCCCCGCGGCCGGCGUGCGGCGCCGGGUUGCCCGCGCCGAGGGGCUGCGCUUCUACCGGCGCUCGCCGCCACUCGGCCGCGCCGUUGCAUGGCCACGCCAUGGCCACCACGCUGGUCUGCCGGGUGCAGUUCCUGGAUGACACCGACCCCUUCAACAGCACCAACUUCCCCGAGCCCACCCGGCCGCCGCUGUACACCUUCCGCGAGGACAUCCCGCUCGCCACCCAGCUGCCCGCCGUGCACCGCCUCCUCCGCGCCCCGCAGAAGCUUGAUGACUGCACGCUGCAGUUGUCUCACAACGGUACCUAUCUGGAUUUAGAAUCCACCUUAGCAGAACAAAGAGAUGAAUUGGAAGGUUUCCAAGAGGAUGCUGGGAGAGGCAAGAAGCACAGCAUAAUUCUGAGGACCCAGCUCUCGGUGAGAGUCCAUGCCUGUAUUGAAAAACUCUACAAUUCCAAUGGACGGGAGCUGAGACGGGCACUUUUCUCCCUGAAACAAAUAUUUCAGGAUGACAAGGACUUGGUUCACGAGUUUGUGGUGGCUGAAGGUCUGACUUGCUUGAUCAAGGUGGGAGCAGAGGCAGACCAGAACUAUCAGAACUACAUCUUGAGAGCUUUGGGCCAAAUCAUGCUGUAUGUUGAUGGUAUGAAUGGAGUAAUAAAUCACAAUGAAACCAUCCAAUGGCUGUACACUCUUAUUGGGUCAAAGUUCCGCCUGGUGGUAAAGACGGCGCUGAAGCUGCUGCUCGUGUUUGUGGAGUACACUGAAUCCAACGCACCCCUUUUAAUCCAGGCAGUGUCUACGGUGGAUGAAAAGAGAGGAGCCAAGCCAUGGUCCAAUAUCAUGGAGAUCCUGGAGGAGAAGGAUGGUGUUGAUACUGAGCUGCUGGCUUAUGCAAUGACCUUGGUUAAUAAGACGCUGUCGGGGUUGCCAGAUCAAGACUCUUUCUACGACGUAGUGGACUGUCUGGAAGAGCUAGGCAUUGAAGCUAUUUCACAAAGACACUUGAACAAGAAAGGAACAGACUUGGACUUAGUUGAGCAAUUUAACAUUUAUGAGAUGACACUGAGACAUGAGGAUGGAGAUGAGACUGCUGACCCUCCUCCCAGUGGGCGCAAGGACAGAAGAAGGGCCAGUCUCGGUGCCAGUGAGCGAAGGGGACUGGAGCGCAGACGGAGCCGGAGACACUCAGUACAGAAUGUCAAAAGCACUUUAUCAGCCCCUGCGAGUCCGUGCAGUCAGUCGAACCCUACCUUCAUGCUAGGCCACAGACAGCGCAUUGAAGACCUCAGUGAGAAAGAGGAGGAAGAGUCUGAAGAAGAGGAAGAAGAACAGCCAGUUACAGAGCCCAAUACUGAGGAUGAGGGGGAGGAAGAGGCCAGUAGGCAGGUCGAAGCCAGUGGGGUCCCAGCUGCCCAUGAGGUUACGAAUGAGAACCUUUCACAGUGCUCUGAUGCUUCAACCGUCUCAAGUGCAAUUUCUCCAGCUGAGAGGCCUCUCUCCUGCUCUAGAGCAAAGAGCUCUUCCAGCAGCUCCUCUUCUGUGCCUGAUUCAUCUGUCUCCCAUCGUAAUUCUGUUCAUUCAUCACCAUCCUCACCUGCGCCAGUUUUGCUGAGCUCUUCCCAAAAUUCAUCGGCAUCCACUACUCCAAAGGCAUCUCCAACGGUAGAGAAAUUACCUUAUGUACCACAUACUCCUUUUCACCUCUUCUCAUAUGACUUUGAAGAGUCUCCAGCAUCUGUGAAGGAAAAGGAAGCAGAGGUGAUGAGGGAAAACAGGUACAAUAGCUAUGGCAGCAACUCUUACUCUUCUCCGCGACCUUACUCUGGACUGAGUGCCCCUACGACACCCACUUCUCGUUAUGGGACAACUCUGUCACCGCCUCAGGAGACCAAAUCGGACAGGCCAGCUUUGGGUGGUCUCCUUACGUCAUCUUUUCGGCAGCACCAAGAGUCCUUGGCAGCAGAAAGAGAAAGACGACGUCAGGAGAGAGAAGAAAGAUUGCAAAGGAUAGAACGUGAAGAAAGAAACAAAUUCAACCGUGAUUAUUUAGACAAAAGAGAAGAACUAAGACAAGCAAGAGAAGAGAGAUACAAAUACUUGGAGAGGUUGGCAGCUGAGGAGUAUGAGAAGGAGCUGAAAAGUCGGAGUGUAAGCCGAGGCAGAAGUGAGCUGUCCUUGAACCUGAGAUCUCCUUCAGCCCCAUCCUCGCCCGUACCCAAGUGCAUCAGCCCAGCAUCUGCUGAGACCCAGGAAGAGCUGAAGACCCCUUCCGCCCCCUGUGGGACUCCUCAGCCCUCAGAAGUGAGUGCCAGUGAACCCGAGACAGAGACAGAACCAGAACAGGAGGCUGAGGCAGAGGCCGAGCAGGGAGCGGAGACACCCAAGCAAGCAGAGGCUACAGAGGUGGGACCAGAGAGUGAGGUGCAGCAAGGACCAGAGAAAGAGCCAGAAGAAAGUGCAAUACUCAGUGAAAAAGAGAGGCAGAAUGAGGAAGUGAAUGAAAAAGACAACUGCUCUGCAUCCAGCAUAUCCUCAGCAAGCAGCACUUUAGAGAGGGAAGAGAGAGAGGACAAGUUAACCAGUGACAAUGAAACUGGUACAUGGUCACAGCCCAUUCAGGAUGCUGGUGUGAAUGAGCGGUGCAGCAACAUUCUCAACAACAAGCGGUUUAUGCUGGACAUGUUGUAUGCGCAUAACAAAAAGCCCAAGGAUGAAGAGGAGAAGGAGCUGGAGGCGAAGGAGGAAAAGAAGGAGACGGAGGAAGGCGAGGAGUCACUCACUAGUCUAGCCAGUAGGAUCUCUAUCCUUCAGGCCACUAAGCAGGCCAAAGAUGAAAGUGUCAAAAAGAUGGAGAUUGGAAACCUGGACAACCAAGGCAGCGUGAAAGCCUUUGCAGAAAAAUUCAACAGUGGUGAGCUGGCCAAGGGGACAGCCUUGUCUGAAGAUGAAAUUGGUGAACAGGUCCCUGAGAAAACACCAGCACAGCCAAAGAAGGAAUCUGACUACAUCUGGGAUCAGCUGAUGGCUAAUCCUAGAGAACUUAAAAUCAAAGACAUGGAUUUUACAGACUUAGGGGAGGAGGAUGAUGUAGAUGUGUUGGACAUGGAUAUGGGUCCUGGGGACUCCCUUGUUCCCCCUCCUCCUCCUCCACCUUCUUUUCUGGGUUUGCCACCUCCACCACCUCCCCCACUGUUUGGAUGUCCGCCUCCACCUCCACCCUCUGCUAAUUUAUUGGCUCCUCCUCCACUGUUCAGCACUCCUCAGGGUUUAGGGUCACCCCAAGUUUCUAGGGGUCAGCCAGCAUUCAUAAAGAAGAAGAAAACCAUCCGUCUGUUUUGGAAUGAGGUACGGCCAUUUGAGUGGCAGUGUAAAAACAACAAACGCUGCAGAGAAUUCCUGUGGUCGAAACUGGAACCCAUUAAGGUGGACACUUCCAAACUGGAGCAUCUCUUUGAGUCUAAAUCCAAGGAACUGCCUGUCACAAAGAAAACUGCUGCAGAUGGGAAACGGCAGGAGAUCAUUGUAUUGGACUCAAAACGAAGCAAUGCUAUUAAUAUUGGCUUGACGGUGUUGCCCCCUCCACGGACUAUCAAGACUGCUAUUUUGAAUUUUGAUGAAUAUGCCUUAAACAAGGAAGGAAUUGAGAAAAUUCUGACCAUGAUCCCAACCGAGGAGGAGAAACAGAAGAUCCAGGAGGCCCAGACGGCCAACCCGGAUGUCCCUCUGGGCAGUGCGGAGCAGUUCCUCCUUACCCUCUCCUCUAUCAGUGAACUGUCAGCCAGGCUGCAGCUCUGGGCUUUCAAAAUGGACUACGAGAUAGUGGAAAAGGAAGUUGCAGAGCCACUUUUAGAUCUGAAGGAAGGAAUGGACCAGCUGGAGCAUAACAAAACGUUGGGAUUUAUCCUUUCUACUCUCCUAGCCGUUGGGAACUUUCUGAAUGGAACCAAUGCCAAAGCUUUUGAGUUGAGCUACCUCGAGAAGGUUCCAGAAGUCAAGGACACGGUGCACAAGCAGUCCCUUCUGCACCACGUCUGCACUAUGGUGGUGGAGAAGUUCCCGGACAGCACUGAUCUUUAUUCUGAGAUUGGGGCCAUCACUAGGUCAGCCAAGGUUGACUUUGAACAACUCCAGGAAAACUUGUGUCAGAUGGAAAGACGGUGCAAAGCAUCAUGGGAUCACCUUAAGGCUAUAGCGAAGCAUGAAAUGAGGCCAACUCUAAAGCAAAAGAUGUCCGAGUUCCUUAAGGACUGUGCAGAAAGAAUUAUAAUCCUGAAGAUUGUUCAUAGAAGAAUAAUUAACAGGUUUCACUCAUUUUUGUUAUUUAUGGGCCAUCCUCCUUAUGCAAUACGUGAAGUCAACAUCAAUAAGUUCUGCAAAAUUAUUAGUGAAUUUGCUCUGGAAUACCGCACCACCAGGGAACGAGUUUUGCAGCAAAAACAGAAACGAGCUAACCACAGAGAAAGAAACAAGACCAGAGGGAAAAUGAUCACAGAUACUGGCAAGUUCUCCAGCAGCUCACCGCCGUCCCAGAGCCAGCCCCAGGGGCUGCAGUACGCCGAGGACGUGGCCGAGCACGAGCACAUGAAGGCAGUGCUGAAGACCACCUCUGUCAGCGGGGAGAGCACUGCUGCGCUGGGCGUUCGCACGAGGAGCAGAGCCAGCCGAGGCCAUAUUGGUUCAUGGAAUGCUGGCAACGAUGAUUCACCUAAUGCAACGGAUGACGCCGCGGACGAGAUCAUGGAUCGCAUUGUAAAGUCCGCCACCCAAGUGCCAAGCCAGCGAGCAGUGCCUAGAGAGAGGAAGCGGUCACGAGCAAACAGGAAGUCAUCAUUUCUGGGAAGUUAGGACAAAGAGGAGACAACAACAUAAGAAGGACACUAAAGAGCGGACUAACACCAGAAGAAGCCAAAGCACUGGGCCUGAUCAGCACCUCUGAGAUGCAGGUUUGAUGUCCUGGUGGUGGCGACGAGAAGAGCCGUCAUCUGUACCACGCAGGCUGACAACCAUUCAGUGUGGCGUUGUCCUGCCAGCCUCAUCUGCUGCUCCCAACGUCCCGUCCUCUGUUAAUUCAAUUUUAAUAAGAAACAAAAAGAGAAAACCCACAACCAGGGCAGAAGAAGGGUGUGUCACAGCUCAACACUACAUCUGAUGGUAACGAAGGAAGCAUUUGGGUGCUCGUAGGUGAAAGCUUAUGGCCUCUUCUCUUGUGAUGUGUUGACGUGGGUAUAAGGGGGCUCUCUCUGAGUUAUCUUUCAUUGUGUGAGCUGUGUUUAUUAUGCUGGCUUUCCUUGUGCCCUGUUUUAGUCAUUGUAAAAGUAUGGCAUUUUGUCCAUGCAAGGAACAGUCCUUAAAGAGGCAAAAUAACUCCUGUUACAACUGCCCCAAUCUUUGUAAAGCAGAUUCAUUAAGCAAAAGUGCACAGUCUGUGCAACUCUCUCUUUUUUUUUUAUUUUGCCACCAAAGAAUGUAAAAAUGUAUGUGUACCUUUGUAUAUGUACAGAAUGAAUGUGUGGAUAUUUGUGCAUGUAUCUAUACACAUAUGGUCCUGGUGUGAAAUCACACCCCACUGAAGUUAACAGGAUGGUGAUUUUCGCUCGAGGGCCUUACCAUUCCACCUGGACAGGAGGAAAAAGUCUUUUCAUAGGAACUCAGUGUUAGUCAAUGGGGUUCACCCUGUGGGGUAGCGGACAGCCUGCAAUACAAGUGGAAAGUUUAGGAUCCUGAAUUCAUGUGUAUUAAUACACACUCAAGCUGUACAUAGUAUCACAUACACAGAGAGAGGACACAGAAUACCUCCUGCUUGUUGAGCUCUAGGUAUACUGUGCAUUUGUGCAGUUUCAGAGAAAUCUAUGCCAACAAUUUACACACUAGAUAAAUGCAUUCAGAUGCUAAGAUCAAGAAGUUUUGUUCACUUGCCUGUGCCCUUCAUGCUGCUUUUCUCUGCUGCAAGAUAAUGUGGUGGUGAUUUUAUUUCGAUUUUAAUUUUUAAAAUUUGUUUAUUUGAUCUGAAUAUGAAAUGACCCUGCUAAAAGCCUGCUGUGUUUUGCUGUUCUUUACCCUUUUUUGUGAUUAUCCUUGAUGUAAGUGGAGAGGGUACCACGGUGAACACUCCAAAAUGUUUGCCCUUAUCUCACUGUUUUAUAACUAACUUUUAUAACUGUCCUCAGCAUGUGUUUGAAGAACCUUUACUCAAAUCAUUUGCCUUUAAGUGGAGGAUAUUCACAUCCAUGGAGAUGAGUUGAACCCAGUCAUCCUAGCCAACGCUGAAGCAUUUGAAGAGAACUGCAAAUUAACAGUAACAUAAAAGGGAACUUUCUAAACCAAAGCCUGUAGGUGACCAGUUGAUUCUGAAGAAUGCACAAGAAGAACUCUUCCCAUUGCCUUAGCCUCUAGGAUUAAGGGUAUGUCUGCAUAGCAGUCAUAGUUGAGGCUUCCUUCCAACUGGCUAACAGGAGAACUGCAGCAGUUUAGUUGUGGCAACAUAGGGUUCAAUUUUGGCUGCAAAACACACUUGAGAAGUAAGAGUAAUUAGUCUAUACUGGGCUCCUAAUGCUAUAACUAUGUUGCCUCUGGCACCCAAGCUAGGUCAGGUAUGUCCACAAGUUAUCCUACUUCCUCUGCUCCCCUUACAGAUAGGAUAAUCUUUGAAGAUUGUUCAGGAUAGUGGCACCAAACAGAAUAAACCUUUGGAACCUUGGUCAUCCAUCGCAUUGCACUGAACACGGCACCCGAGUGAUUAGAAAACCAGGUAGCUGACAACACUACAGUGAGAUACGUGGUGAAAAAUUUUAUCUAUGCUUGCUCUCCUUUUGAUUGUAACAUUUCGUUCUUUAUAUACCAUUGCCUUGAAUCUUCACAUGUCGAGUCUGUAGGGUAAAAAGUCACUAUAAUGAAUACAGGCUCUGCAAAGAUAGCAUCAAACGGAUGUGUUUUUCACUUCAGUUUGUUAAAAAGUCAAUUUUAUAAGCAGACAGAAGGCAGUAGUUGUGUAAUUAAUGAAAAGUAUUGCGUAUUUGAAAGCUAUGAAGAGAAGGCUGGUCAGGAAACUGAAAGAAGUGGCAUAUAAUUAAUCUUAUUGUAAAAUAAGCAAGACCUACCAGCACCUGAAUUUUAAAGUGAAUCUUUAUGUGCUGCUCACCACUGUGGACUUUUUAAAUCUUUCUUAGGGAUGCUUAGAACAAAGAGAUGAAGGUCAUGGGGGUUUGUGGAGGUCUUUGAGGUCUGAAACAAGAGGAAGACACCCUGAAUGUAAUGGUUAUGUUGAACUGUUAUGCCUGUUAAGUGAUAAAAGAAGCCCAAAUGCAACAAAAUGCAUUUACACUGACAGAGGUCCUAUAUUUGAUUGGAGGCAGAAAUCACAUGUUUUUAAAGUUGUAUAUUUUCAUUUAAACAGGCUGAAUGUGAAAAGUAGUUUGCUCUUGGUGACCACUUGCUAACAGGAAACAAGUGUUUCAUUUAGACAUAAUACAUCCUCUGUAUCUGUGUCUGAAUGUCAGUGCUUACUGUAUGUAAGUAGCAUAUUUGGUAAAUUAUUAAUAGUUGAGCAUAUGUAUUUUCCAGGAAUUGGGCAAAAAUUAUAUAAAACUUCAUAAAACAUGCACCUUAUUUUGUAGAAAAUUAAAUAUGGAGAAGGAAGUUAGAAUAAAUUCAGGGGAAAAAAAGCAGAUUCCAUUCAGAUUCUCUGGAUGCAAGUGUAUUAUGCCUGAAACAUAUUUUUCCUUGUCCAUAAUUCCAUUAUAUUUCUUUUUCUGUACUUUUGCCUAAGCUCCUGCUCUACACCUGUAAAAUUGAUACUAAUUUUCCUUAAGGAUAACUUGGUCUUGUUUAUGCUGUAGUAUACAGUAAGAUUAAUUCCACUGUCCUCAGUGUUUACUGCAGCAAGAUAGUCCAAAACAGUAAGAAUGCAAUAGCUACAGGAAAGAUUUCCAUUUCAAUUUGUAAUAAAAAAGGCCAGUGAUCCAAUAUGCUAAUAUUUAAGGCACAUUAUGUCCUCCUGAGUCUGCCAGAAUGUCCUGACUGUGGAAAUAAUUUUGUUCCCUUUUAUCUAACCAGUAGAUGCCAGGUGAACUGGAGGAGUUGGUUAUAUUUGCAUAUAUUUGUUUGUCUAAUCAUGUCCUAAGCUUCAGGGUCUGAGUUGCUGCCUGCCCCUUCUUCAUCAAAAGCUCUCAUCAUAAGUGUGGGCAGUUGUUCUAAAAUGUGUGUGAUAAAGAUUGUUUUUGUGACAGAGAUAAAGGUUUUGGAAACCCGAUGUAAUAACAUAUGUUCCUAUUUCUCUCUUAGGGUUCUAAGGCUAUUUUUAAACACAUACAGCCAUAAUAACCACCUCUCUUAUCUUUUUCACAGUACCAGUCAGCUGCAAAUUUAGUCCCCAGAGUUUCUCCAGCAAGGUCUCAGAGUCACUGCUGGUGUUUAUUUUGGCACCUAUCUGCUGCCAAUAACUUGCCUGUCUAUCUACCACCAUAAAACCUUCCUGAUUUGGAUACCGAGGUAAACUUGAACAUAUGAAAUGGCCACCAAAGGGAAGCUAUCCUAAUUUCCUUUCCUCUCCCUCUGUCUUUAAAAGGAGACUGCACACAAAUACUUUGUAUUCCCUCAUUCUCAACUGAGGGAUGACUUUCAGUAGCAGUUUUGGGGCUGUGGCAAAGAAAUACCCCCAAGGAACGCUGUGUGCAGCAAUCUAGAAUGAAGGAUCCCCUUACAAAAAUUAAAUUCAUCACUCUUCACCUUUUAGUAAGUCCAGGCACCAGACAUUUAUUCCAGAUGUUUUAUAGCCCACUGGCUGCUGCAUGUGACCAUUCUGUUUGAUAUACCCCUAUCCAUAACCCAAAAUCAACAAAAAAGAUGUUUUAAUGAGGAUCUUUUUUGCUCUGAUAAGUAUUUGAAACAUCAUCAAAAGCAGUUUUCAAAAUACAUGUCUUUUUCUCUUUGACCUUCCUUUAUCUUAAAUCUGUACUAAUUGACUCAGCAAAAAAAGGCAAUCAGGUAUGUAGGUGGACAAGACUUUGGUUUUCCCUUUAUAAAAAGGCACGUGUGAAUACCUGGAUAAGAGCUUAUGCCCCAAUUUAACAGAAAUUCGGAGUCAGCGUCUUGAUCUGGCUGGACAGCUCUCCCUCAAGGUACUUGAUGCAUGGCAGGACAGAGCCUUUAAUUCCCUGGGCACUGUGCUGUGAACAUGCCUGGGAGAAUGCUAAAAGCCACCUACAAAAGUCACAAGUCAGGGAUGCAGCAAAUGCUGCAAAUGGAAAUGGCACGCUGCCAGCGUCGUUCCAGGAAAUGACUCUUCUGUCAGGUGCCCACUUCACACUGGUAUCCUGUCAUGUAACAAAAACAAGUGUCUUUAUCCAAAAUCCUUUAGAACUAGUUUGACUCGUGAUGCUCGUCUGCAUUCAGAUGUGCGUGUGCUUCGUGCUUUAUUGUUUUUACAUUUGCAUUACAUUUUACAAUGCUUUUAUUUUAAUGGAUGACCUGGGGAGAAGAUGGUAGCUUACCAGUUUCGCAUCCCUCAUCCUCCUAUUACAACUUGUAUGCAGAUGUACACUUUGCCUACCUUCAACUAAAAGAUGUGCAAGCUUAGAAAGUCACACAGAGCCACAAGCACCAUUCGUAUCUCUCUUUUUCACUCAUACACAUAUACAGCUUCUCCUGUUAUCUUCAAGGUGAGUUGUGUGUGCAUAUUUAGGCAUAGCACUUGACCCUGUGCAGUGUUCAGAUGGCUCUGGUUUUCCACAUCUGGAUACCAGAAAUGGCAUCUAAGGAGGAUGUCUGCUGAUGGUUCUCUGCAGGAAAAACUGCCAGGUACUUAGAGGCUCUGAAAAAAAAUAAACUGGAGCAUUUUCAUAUGAGAACGUUUGAUUACUGGCCACUAUUGAAAACGAUUUGCAAAUACUUGAACACCAUGUAAGGCCUACCUUUUUUUUUUUUUUUUUUUUUUUUGAUUGGGGCGGCAACUGGCUGAAUUGGCAUUUCACAUGCAAUACCAAGAGGCUUCAGGCAAGCAGUUUAAUAGUUACAUAGCAAGUAAUUCAAGGAGUUUUGGAGAUGUUUUAUAGUUUUAUGUUUACGCAAAAAAAAAUUAUUUCUAAUUAGUCCAUUUCACAUUGAGUGGCAGACAGAGAUGUAUUUUGUUUAAUGACUAUCUAACACAGAGGCUUCUUUGAAAGAAAAAGUUUAUUUGUAGCAUUGGGUGCAUUUCUCCUUUUUAAAGACUGUCUUUGCGCAAAUAGUGUCCUUUUUUUGUGAGCUGGGAAUUGUAAAAAAAAUGUAAAGUAGAAAAGGACAUGUUUCUUAGAUGAAGGAGAAAUACUGUAAAAUUGUGUAAAUGUCACUAAUUUUUUUUGUGUUGUGUGUAGCAUAGUGUAAAAUAGGCUUUCCAGCAGUGUUAUUCUGUGAAUUGUAAUUUAAAAAACAAGCCAUGCAUGGUCAGAGAUAUUACCUACAGGUCCUUUUGUUUGGUUGAGUUUUUGUUUUUGUUGUUUUCUCAUUUUAGGUAAAUUUGUUUUAUGUUAAAUUUAAUUGUCCAUGAAACUGCAUUUUGGUUUCUCAGUUUUAUUUCAUAAAGAACUUGAAUUACUGUUUAAGGUUUUACUACACAGAAAGCUCACCUACAAUUUGUAUCCAUCCUUCAGAAGCUUUGUCACGUUAAGUGUAAGCCAGGGGGAUUUGCUUUUUGACGCACCCCUCCUCUGCCUCUUCUCCCCCCACUCUCCUCACUUCACUGUCUGGAAAGAUGCAAUCACAUUUUUUUGUGUGCCAUGCAGGGUCAACAUAGAAACUGGCCGCAGACCUGUGUCCAAAAUUUCUUGAUAUAAGUAGUUAAAAGCUCACCUCCACAGCAUUAUGUAAACACAUCUUGCAAUAAAGCUUUAUAAAGCGC